AUGGCUGCUUAUUAUCCUCUUUCAACAUUUUCCAUUUUUUCUCUUCAUGUCAUCUUCAUAAGCUUGUGCUUCAAUGAGAGUUUUGGUGAUAAUGGAGGCUGGCAAAGUGCUCAUGCUACUCUUUAUGGAGGGGGUGAUGCAUCUGGUACAAUGGGGGGUGCUUGUGGUUAUGGUAAUUUAAACAGCCAAGGUUAUGGUACAAACACUGCAGCAUUAAGUACAUCCUUAUUCAACAAUGGAUUGACAUGUGGUGCUUGCUACCAACUCAAAUGCAACAAUAAUGAUGCCAAAUUGUGUCUUCCAGGAACAACAAUUACUGUCACAGCAACAAAUUUUUGUCCACCAAAUCCCUCAUUACCUAACAACAAUGGUGGUUGGUGCAAUCCUCCUUUGCAACAUUUUGAUUUGGCACAACCUGCCUUCUUGAAAAUUGCACAAUAUAAGGCUGGUAUUGUCCCAAUAUCUUUCCAAAGGGUACCUUGCAUGAAGAAGGGAGGAAUAAGGUUUACAAUAAAUGGCCACUCUUAUUAUAACUUAGUUUUAGUGACCAAUGUUGGUGGUGCUGGUGAUGUUCAUUCAGUUUCCAUUAAAGGUUCUAAAAAUGUAUGGCAAUUAAUGUCAAGAAAUUGGGGCCAAAAUUGGCAAAGCAAUGCAUAUCUCAAUGGACAAAGUCUUUCAUUUCAAGUGACAACAAGUGAUGGAAGAACUAUCACAAGCAACAAUGCUGCCCCAUCUAAUUGGCAAUUUGGACAAACUUUUGAAGGGGCUCAAUUUUAGUUUUUCAUCGUCGAAAU
Solanum verrucosum is the source of this 794-nucleotide messenger RNA. RefSeq names its product expansin-A8-like. Gene Ontology annotation, biological process: plant-type cell wall organization. Lineage: Eukaryota; Viridiplantae; Streptophyta; Magnoliopsida; Solanales; Solanaceae. The transcript has 3 exons. The coding region runs from base 1 to 777 and encodes 258 amino acids. The record is from RefSeq and is a predicted model, not a curated record. Gene Ontology annotation, cellular component: extracellular region.